Messenger RNA from Aureobasidium namibiae CBS 147.97, 5949 nucleotides. RefSeq lists its product as uncharacterized. Lineage: Eukaryota; Fungi; Ascomycota; Dothideomycetes; Dothideales; Saccotheciaceae. Gene Ontology annotation, molecular function: protein binding; nucleosome binding. The record is from RefSeq and is a predicted model, not a curated record. The coding region runs from base 1 to 5949 and encodes 1982 amino acids. Gene Ontology annotation, cellular component: nucleus; HIR complex. Gene Ontology annotation, biological process: chromatin organization. The transcript has a single exon.
AUGGCCACCUUCAAAGCCCUCAAUGUCGAAUCCGACCAUGAAGAAGACAUCGAGAUCGACGACACCAAGGAAAUCCAGAUUGAAGAAGCCCUCAAGCUAUAUCAGACUGCCCUGAAGUUUCACUCGGACGGUCCUCCCUCCUAUGCACAAGCCGCCGAAGCAUACCGUGCACUGUUCGAAUCAGACAUCUUCAAAUAUCCUGAGUCGCAACAAGAAAUAAAUCGACUCGAACUUUACGCUCCUCAGCCCGACGCGGAUGAUUAUUACUCUCAUCACCGAGAGCACAUUGUGCCAACUGGAGAAAAUGCUCCCAGCACACUGCCCCAAAUCAUCCAUCUCGCAUACAAGAACCACGGCCAGUUCCUGCUGGAGUCUCUACAGUACGAACUGCUGCACUCGACACAGGAUGCUCAGCUCAAUACCAACCGCAUCAUCAAGGCGUCCGCCGCCGCUCUGGAAUGUUUUGUUGAGGCCAUAGACAAGGAUGACUCGGACCUGGACCUGUGGAGACGAUCUGCUGCAGUCGGAGAAAUGCUGGGCAGCCACCGUAUUGCUCGUUGCUGUCUCGAAGCUGUGCUGGACGACGAUGCGCAGGGUCUGGACUCUGUCUUAUCAAUCCCUGGCAUCUCGGAAACAUUGGCUGGUCAACAGCUACGGGAGCUUGUUGUCAAAUUACAAGAUGAGCUGUCUGUAUUACAAGCUCCCCUGUCAACCAUGAAGAGACGACAACUCUCUGGCAUGCUCAAGAAGAAACUUGCCAACUACUCCGUCAUCCACAAUUACCAACAAAAGCAUCCUACAUUACCUACCUCGUCAAGUUCAGCACUUCGCUGUGUGCUCAGCGCUCCCAAAUCAUGGCAUGAUCUAGGUGACAUCCUUCUCCGGCACUACCUCGCCGAGCAGGCAGGUACGAUGUCGGCUCUGCCCGGUCUCGGCAUUUUUUUCAACUCAAAUCGUCAGUCUCCCGACGUGGAACAUAUCGAGCUUGACCAGCCAUCACCUCGUCAAGUGUCGGAUGGACCCCCUGAGAUGUCUUCACUGGUCGAUGCUCAGUUUCCUGGUACUGAUGGUGGUCAGCCCACCGUGGUCCCAUCCGCUUUCGCAGAGUCUGCAAACGCGGAGACUACUCCUCACGCGUCAGCUGUGACCGUUCUGCCUACACGCAAACGCUCAAGCGAUGCCGCCGGGCUGAUCGACAGCGCCUUUGCUGAGGGCGCGCGCUCGAAAAGCAAGCGUCUCCGUGCCAGAGAGUCGAUCCUUGAUCAGAGUCAGAUAGAAGAUGAAACCCUGGUGAAUCCUGCUCAAGCCGAUGAUGCGUUGGCAAAUUUGGAUUAUGUCGACAAUCAGCUCUUUGAGUCUCUUGACGAGCUCUUCGCGAGACUCAAUCUACCCAAAUUCGCCGUCUCACCCAAUGCUCGUAAGGAUCUACGCGAAGCUGCGACUGACACAGAGGCAAUGUCCCAAGGUGCGGACCUUGCUUGUGUGGAUAUGUAUGCCUUCCUAAACGACUAUUCUGACGAACGAGCGCGGGUAUUGCUCAAUGCUAACAGCGAUCUGGACACCACCUCUGAUGCUCACGUCAAGCCAAGCGGACGCUUCUCUGCUGCUCCUAGCACCCAAUCUCGGUCUGUCGACAAGCCCGAUCUGGGUCUCCGCGCCGAGCUCGACCGCUUCACGUCCCAUAUCAACUCAGAAUUUCUCCACAUCAACGACGUGCUCUACGAAUGGAUUGUGCAAUUCUUGCACCCUGAUCAUGCUCUACUUCUACGUCCCGAAUUAUGCGCAAGUACAUCAAGCUAUGUCGGCCAUACAUGGCCGCAAGAUUUCAAAGCUCUCUUGGUUCGUGUUCUUGUCACAACUGACACGUUCGUUUUUGAAACGCUGUCUGAGUUUGUGCUGAAGUGGGAUAAGGUCCUGCUCACAGACACAAAGAUGCAGCAGCUGGACGAAGCGUUGGCAUUUAUCGAGGUCAUACAAACUCUGUUUGAGCUGCAUGUAGAUGUCCAUUCGCUCGUAAAGGAACCCAACAGUGGUGUCGAUGCGGAUACUCUGCAGCUACAAGAAUACCGCGCUGAAAGAUGGGGUAACCUUGCGCGCGAUGCCAUGAACUUGCGCACCAGCCUAUUACAACAGCCGAGCUUGAAGGAUCAACUCAAUUUGCGCUACCUGUGGACCGUCACACACCACAUCAGCGUCUCGAACAAUAUCUCGCAAGAGCAUGUUAUUGCCUGUUGGUCUGAACUGAGGUCGAUAUUUGAGGCGGUCGGAGAAGCUGUCAUUGACCUACCAAACAACUCGGUCAUGCCACAGAUGUCAAUCGAAGCCAUUGAUAGAGAACUCUCAAGACUGACGACGCAGGACUUCUUCACCAGGGUUUUCGAUCCAACUCAGAAUGAUCCUACCGUAGUGAUCGAAGGCCUUGAGCCGCUUCUGGAGACAUUGCACCAGGAAGCCCAUAGUGACGUUAUCACCGCGCCUGCUGAGGAUGUUGAGCCUGCACAUUCUGCCUCGACCCCCUCUGAGCUUCUAAACUUUCUCAAAAACAGCAAUAUUGGCAUGCAAGUUUCCCUUUGGCAAAGACUCCGUGAGGCCUAUGAAACAAUCGAUUAUCAACCCAUGGUUGUUUGUUGCUACUUCCGCGUCAUUGAACUUUUGCUCUCAGAUCUCAAGUCAUCCUCAUACUCCGAGAAGACUGCCAACGAGCGCCAAACUGUUUUGCUCAAGUACGUGCGCCUCAUCAAGGACCUCAUCGGCAAGAUCAGUGCAUCUGUCAACUCCCACACCGAUGCUCUGGACUGCAUGGACGACGAGCGCCUCCAAAGCGCGACGGGCUGUUUAGUCGACCUGCAGAAAGUGCUACAUGCUUACACAUUGCUGCAAGAUGAGAUCAAGGUUGGUGCAAGACAAGCGCCCUCAACUAGCAAUGGCGCCCCACUCAAGUCUUUCGUCGCUGUGACAAAGGUCCUUCGGGAACUGCAACUAGUAUCCUGGACAUUGCUGUACAAGUUCUAUCGCGAGAGCCUGGCCCAAAACAGAGAGACUGUCGAGAAGCCCAAUGAGUCUUUGUUCGAGUUCUUGAGAGCGGUUCAUCAAGUGCUCGGAGCCCGAGAUAUGUGUGGUGGAGCUGAACGAGUGUUCCUCAAACUUUCAAAGACCGAAGUCCUUCGCUUCCGGAACGAGUCAGAGGAGCAGAAUGACGAUUUCGACCUCGAGUUCGCUCAAAUUCUCUACGACAUGUUUGGCCUCAAAUGUUUUCUCAACCCGAGUUAUGCGCUCAGGGAACACAACUGCAUUCACGAUGCUUUUGUUGACAGGACGUCUGGUAUGCAAGCUGUCGACUUGUUACUAAACUUGGCUGCCAGAAUCAAGACGCCAGAGCUGCCGAAACACCCUCUAAAAGAUACAAUCGAGAAGGUACACGGUAUCAUUGGACGCAAGAAACCAUCAGACGCGAUCCUUCGCAAUCGUGAGAUUUACAGAGCCUUCCUCAAGUCUCACAUCAAUCCUAUUGAUUUGUACAAAUGUUUAAGAGGAGAGGGCGAGAUUGAUCUGACGCCAGUCCCCGCUGAACAUGCCAUUCUAGCUGCCAAAGGCUGGUACUUCCUCAUGGGUCAGAUCUCACUUAGCAGGUUCAGAGCACAGAAGCGUAUAGGUCCUACCCCGACCGAAGAUCUCAACAUUGCAGUGGCAUUCUUUGUACAAGCUCUUGAGUAUAGCAUGGACGACUGGGAGCUCUGGUUCCGUUUGGCUCAAGCAUAUGACUCCAAGAUCGAAGAAGCUGUUUCGUGGACUGCAGAAAAGGUGAACGGGGACAUGACCGAGCUGGUGACAUGGCAACGAGCUGCCGUACACUGCUAUACCAUGGCUGUGUCAUUGGCAAUGCGCUCUGCUGAGCCGAGUGCAGAUACACAGGCAAAGUUUGGCGAGAUGUUUGCCGAUUUCGCCAUGAGAAUCUACUCGUCAUCCAGAGAGCCGUUCGGCAUGAAGGCCUUUGCGCUCGACGACCUUGAGAGAUUCCAGAGUCGUGCGACCAUCACGAAGGUUCCUCCGUUCAAAGCAUUGACUCCUUUUUCUGCUUUCAAGGUUGCUAGAGAACUCUUCCGUCGUGCUAUCCGCAUCAACCCUAACAAAUGGAAACUGCACUUCUAUCUCGGCAAAUGCCUGUGGAAGAUGUAUUGCAACGCUGCGAGGGACGCUGAUCGCCCCCCCAGUAUCGAUGCCAUCAUCAAUGAGUUUUGCGAGUCUAUCAACUUAUUGCCGCCAAAGAAGGACUCGAAGCGCGAACCCAUUCUCGAGCCUCACUACAAGCUCGUGUCUGUGGUAAACAAGAUGGUCAAUAGACACUUCAUCGACGCUGCUGAGGCAUGCAGUAUUCUGACCGCUACACCCUAUGCUGCGAAGAUCGAUCCUGUCUCCGACUUUGACUCAUGGGAGCCUUACAUGCUCAAAGUACUUCGGAGUCUUCGUGCGGCAGAUAAGCUGCAUUGGCACCAUCGCAUGAUAUACAGAACAGCUGCCAUACUCUUCCGUGAUGGUACCAAAGAAUCAUACUGUCUAGCCGCGAAACAUGAGCUUAUGCAGCAAAUGUUUACGAAGACUAUGAUGAUGAAUGUUUGGAGACCCGAAAACGAGCGGUCUGGCCGUCACUUUGUCUACACGACCAGAUAUGCCGACAUGUUCAUCAAAAUUCUCGAGUUUCUGGAAGAUCGGUCAUUGCUCGAUGCGCUUGCACGUAGAGUCCGCAAGAAGACCGGAGAGUUCUUCGAGCAUGGCAAUCUUUGGCAGUGUCUUUGUACUGCCUAUCUAAAAGUGCUUCGUCGCCAUGGACAGAUUCCUAUCGCUCAAGAGACAGCCAUCUUCAGCGGUAUUAACCAUGCCGAUUUUCUCAGACGCAAAGACUAUCUGGAAAAAUGGUGUCAAGCGCCUGCGAAUGCCACCCAUCCUGUGCUGGAAACCAUGCAAGAAGUCAUCGAGCUCAAGAAAAUCAACGGUGGCUUGAUGAAGGCAGCAACAAUCGAUGACUUGAUUGGAGAUGCGUACGCAUAUCUGUACGAUACAGUAGGGCGGAGAUUGUGGACAAUGGAAGAAGCGAAAGACGAGGCUAUCAAGCAAGAGGCACUCGCUAAGGAGCAAGCUGCCACCCCUUCUGUGGAACGAAAUCCUAUGAUGAAUCUGUCACACCUCAUGAACGUGGAUGGUGCACCUGAUGCACCCGCCAAACCCCUUGGUCUUUCUGCUGCUACUUCGGUGCCUGACGGUACCGCAACACCACCGACAGGAGAUCAAGCACCCGCAUCACGUCGCAAAAUCGGUGUGGGCAGACGGGAAGUUCGUCUCUGCGCUGACGCUUGUAUUGCCAGGCUUGGCGCCGGGCCUACGACACCAGCCGGUGCCGGACCCGCUCGGCCGCGCCAGGAAGUCUCGGUCGUUAUAGAAACACGACGUCCGUCUUCCAAAUUGGCUGAGCAGCAAGGUAUCGACACGGCAGAAGGCAGCGUCGCAGGUAGUAUCCACGAUUCGGCCGAUGACGAGAGCGAUAGUGAGCUCAGCGAUAUCGACGAGGAUGUUGUCAACUCUGGCCUGGCUUCCAGUUCUCACGCCUCUGUCAAGCCUCCGAUGUUUCCAAAUCUUAAUCCCCGUUUCGCGAGUGUCAAGGAUAGCGAGCUGAUCACUGAUACUGAGGAGGAAAACGAGGAUGGCAUUGCAGGUGCCGAAGAAGCGGAGGACUAUGGCGAAGACGGCGAGGAGGGUGAAGAAGGUGAGGGUGAGGACGACGAAGCCGAAGACGAAGACGGUGAAGAAGACGAGCCCGAAGUCGACAGCACAGCCCAUCUCGAGGACGUCGAACACGAGGCCGAAGAAGCAGAAGAUGUGGAUAUGGAAGAUGAAGAUGAAGAGCAAGACCCAGAUCCAGGACCCUUGGCCAGCCCCGAUGUACGUAUGGCAUAG